AUGUGUAGCCACAUAGUUAUCCGGACACUUGGUCGCCGGGGCUUUAAUGAGGAGCUGAGUCGCGAGCGCGUGUGAAUCACCGCCUGGGCCCGGCGAGGAGGACGGCGCAUUUAACCCCCUCCCACCCCGCUCCAUGUCCGUGUGUCACUGGGCUCCGUCCACCUGGCGCGGCGGGUCCUGGCGCUGCCACUGCUGCUGACGACCGGCUCCCCUCGCGCCUCUCGCCCCACAACCUCCUGGGCUCCCACGGAACUUCUACUUUGUUGUUGUGGUGGUGGUGGUUGUUUUCUGUUGUUUUCCUCUUUGGAGAAGCUCGGCGAGGAACCGAUCGGAACUGUGAAGGUUUUCGAUUGCCCGCAGCUCCAGCACUUCGGCCCUUGUCUUUGCUGUUUUGUUUUCUGCGUAAACCUCUGGCCCACUCUCAAAAGGCAAGAUGUCCAGUCAUGUCCCGGCGGAUAUGAUUAACUUGCGCCUCAUCUUGGUGAGUGGGAAGACGAAGGAGUUCCUCUUCUCCCCGAAUGACUCCGCCUCCGACAUCGCCAAGCAUGUCUAUGACAACUGGCCCAUGGACUGGGAAGAAGAACAGGUGAGCAGCCCAAACAUCCUGCGCCUCAUUUAUCAAGGCAGAUUUCUACACGGAAACGUCACGUUAGGAGCAUUAAAACUUCCUUUUGGCAAAACAACAGUGAUGCAUUUGGUGGCCAGAGAGACCCUGCCAGAGCCCAACUCACAAGGUCAGAGGAAUCGGGAGAAGACUGGAGAGAGCAACUGCUGCGUGAUCCUGUGACACGUCGCAGCACGUGCUGCAGUCUGUUGAUGCUGCUGGGACAGAGGACUUCAACAGCACCCACACCUGCAGGACAGCCAUGCCUGCACACCAUGGGGCUGAAUUACUCGGGAACUCUGUCAUCUCUUCUUAGAAAGUAAAAAGAACCGAGAAGACUCUCACCUGGUCCUUUAUUCCUGUCUCUCUUGUCUGUGUUGAGCUCUCGGAAAUGCACAGUGGUCUCCAAGGGAAGUCACCUUGCUGCCACGAAGACUCAUCCCCAGAAGUCAGAAAUCAAGUGUUCCAAGUACAGUUUGCACUACAAAAAGACAAAAGAUCAUCGUUAUUUUCCUCAUCAGCAGAAUCUGCCAGCGCCUGUGGUGCCCAGAAACACUCCUGUGACAGCCCACACUGGAGGACACUCAGCGCCACUCAAGUUCACCACCAGGCCAGUCGCACGGAGGAAAUGGGAAGGGAUCUAAAAUGCUGGGUGAAUUCUACCAAAGUCAGCCACCGUGGUCGGCUGUCCUCACAGGAUAUCAAACUGGGCGUGACUGUCCUCACUGCAGCAAAGGAAAAGCCAUGUCUGCUGCUCACAGCACUGCAGAGGGACCCUCUGCUGCCUCAGCCCUGACUCCUCCUGGCAGGGAGCUCAUCCAGACAGCACAGAGGGCAGGCAGCAGUUCGACCCUAGCCUUAACGUAGAGAGCCAGUCGCUCGGGGCGUCACUGUGCAGAAGCAAGCGGUAGGAAGCCUCAGCAGCAGAUCCGAUUGUGUAUUUGAAUAUCAGAAAAUUGAAAACUUCCACCCACUGUCACUCAUCAUAACCACGCCCUGCAUUAUGCUUACUCACUAGGACAGAGGAAUCCUUCUAAAAAGUCUCCAGAUACUAAUUUUGUUACUUUAUGUAGUUUGCAUUUGGAAUCAGUGCUUGCAAUUGUAUUAAAAUCACAAGCUGGUUUUUAAGGCAUACAUGAUUAGUAGCACCACUCUUAUUUUUACCAGUAAUUUAAAGAUUGAUAUGCUAUAAAUAAACAAUUUGCACAGCACUAAAGCAUGAGCUAAUUUCAUCUAAACCUGUAAAAAAAAAAGAUUUUAUAUUUUUUUCACUGGGAAGAAAUCUUCCUGGAUGAAAUUACAAAUAUGUGUAGAUUAUAUUUAAUAAAAAGACAUAAAAUAUCUAACUUUAGAACACAAAUAGAUUGGCGUGUAGCAUAUAGACAGUAUUCCAUAUCAAUAACUUUAUGCAGCCUUUUUAAAGAUGAAGUUGCAGACUGCUCUGGGUUCUGUAUCUGCUGAGGGUUCUUCGCUCUCAGCAACAUUCAAUGUCAAUGGUCUCAAUGGUCAUCUUUGUUUAAAUGCAAUCAGGUUACUUUAUUCAUUGUUAAUGCGUUGAUGAAGAGGCUUUAUAUGCAGUAGAUCUACGAAAAUAUUGUUCAUACUGAUCAGAAUUAAAUUUGUAUAGAGCAGAGUUUUAAAAUGAAUGUAAAUAGCACUAAAUCUUUUCUUUCUGCAGCCUGUACUUAAUAGAUUCCUUCUGUAAACUAAAUAAAAAAACUGUAGUGCAUUCA
Peromyscus leucopus (white-footed mouse) is the source of this 2337-nucleotide messenger RNA. RefSeq names its product ubiquitin like 3 (gene Ubl3). The coding region runs from base 434 to 787 and encodes 117 amino acids. The transcript has 5 exons. The record is from RefSeq and is a predicted model, not a curated record. Gene Ontology annotation, molecular function: protein binding. NCBI's taxonomy places the organism in Eukaryota, Metazoa, Chordata, Mammalia, Rodentia, Cricetidae.